Entrophospora sp. SA101 is the source of this 507-nucleotide messenger RNA. NCBI's taxonomy places the organism in Eukaryota, Fungi, Glomeromycota, Glomeromycetes, Entrophosporales, Entrophosporaceae. The record is from the annotation of a GenBank genome assembly.
AUGUAUUCUUUAGCUUCUAGACUUUAUAAUAGUGUAUUCAGCGAUCCCACCGAACAAAAUUCUGCAGUGGACAAUGAGCAAGAAAGUGAUGUAAAGAUAGAGGCGACUUCUUCAAAUUCAACCAACAAUCCUGAAAUCGAUGUACCCAUAACUAUUAAUUCAAAUCUUGUAAUCUCGGUUAAUGAUGAGUCAACAACAACAUUUCCAAUGAUAAAUAGUCCACAACAGAAAUCUAAUAAAUUGCGGAAAAAAAUUAUACUAGAACCUGGACAUUCAUCUCUGGAUUGGGCAAAACUUAAGAGUAGUGGAGUCGAUUUAAAAGGAGUUUCAGAAAUAAGAAAUUAUACACUUGAAGAAUUAAAGAAACAUAAUAGAAGAGAUGAUGCAUGGUCAGCGUUUAAUGGAAAGAUAUAUAACAUUACUCCAUAUAUAAAAUUUCAUCCUGGUGGCGAAAAAGAAUUAAUGCGAGGAGCAGGAAAGGAUGGAACAAAAUUAUUUAAUGGAUGA